AACCAGCCCUAAAUUUAAGCUAGGAGAUGCGCAGGGUGGAUGAAAGACAGCAGAGCCCGGCAGCUCCUGAAGGGCUGAGGGAGGGCGAGACUCCCCUUAGUGCGAGCGAGGCACGGAGCAGCACAACUCUAAUUCAGCUUGUGUUGACUAUCAAUUUAUUUAUCUCCACGAGGCGGAAGGCUGGAUUUACGGAGGCACGGAGCCUCCCCUCCGGCCGAGGGUGGUGCCGCUUGCCGGGGGCUGGAUCCGCCUUCCCGGGGGCUGGAGCGCGGCGAGCCCGGGGCUGGAGCGCGGAUUCCCCGCAGCCGCUUCUGCUCCCCGCGGCUGCCAGGCGGCCUCAGCCCCGAUCGCUGCUCGGUGGAGCCGAUGGCUGCAGCCCACCUCUGCAUAGGGGUGUGUAAACUUGGUGGAAGUCGGGCUUUUUGGGCGAAACCCUCCCCUCAGCGAGCAUGCCUGAGCAGAGCAAUGAUUACAGGGUGGUGGUGUUCGGAGCAGCGGGGGUCGGCAAAAGCUCCCUGGUCCUGCGCUUUGUGAGGGGCACUUUCAGGGAAACCUAUAUCCCCACCAUCGAGGACACGUACCGGCAGGUGAUCAGCUGUGACAAGAGCAUCUGCACCCUGCAGAUCACCGACACCACGGGCAGCCAUCAGUUCCCUGCCAUGCAGCGCCUCUCCAUCUCCAAAGGGCAUGCCUUCAUCCUGGUGUACUCCGUCACCAGCAGGCAAUCCAUGGAAGAUCUUCACCCCAUCUUCGAUGAGAUCUGCCAGAUCAAAGGCGACAUCCAGAAAAUCCCGAUAAUGCUGGUGGGGAACAAAAGUGACGACACGCAGAGGGAGCUGGAUGCCAGCGAGGGGCAAGCGCUGGCCAGCAAGUGGAAGUGUGCCUUCAUGGAGACGUCAGCCAAAAUGAACUACAACGUGCAGGAGCUCUUCCAGGAGCUCUUGAAUCUGGAGCAGAGGAGAACUAUCAGUCUCCAGGUGGAUGGAAAGAAAUCCAAACAGCAGAAAAAGAAAGAUAAACUGCAAGGCAAAUGCUCUCUGAUGUGAUUGCCUUUGGCUGGACUCGCUGCACGGCGCAGCUGGAGCGUGGACUCCCACAGAAAAUACAUUUCUGCUGGAGGUUUUGGGGGAAUCCACGCCUUGCAGGGUUGUGCUUUCCUCUAAAAUCCCCACUGGGUAAUUUUAUGUGUUGUUUUUAAGGAGGAUGGCUUCUGCAUGUUUAUUUUUUUUAAGCAAUAAAUGUUCCAUGUUAGCAAUUA
Catharus ustulatus (Swainson's thrush) is the source of this 1258-nucleotide messenger RNA. It is a transcript of the gene DIRAS3, whose product is annotated as DIRAS family GTPase 3. The coding region runs from base 450 to 1046 and encodes 198 amino acids. Gene Ontology annotation, molecular function: GDP binding; GTP binding; GTPase activity. Gene Ontology annotation, cellular component: plasma membrane. The transcript has 2 exons. Lineage: Eukaryota; Metazoa; Chordata; Aves; Passeriformes; Turdidae. The record is from RefSeq and is a predicted model, not a curated record. Gene Ontology annotation, biological process: signal transduction.